GAGUUUAGGAUAAGAUCACAAGAGCCCACUUCUGCGGCACGCUCAUUCACGCACAUAGAGACGCACACUCUAUCCCCCAUGGCAGCUCUUUGUUCCAUCUCAAUAGCUUCCAUUUCCACUCCACCCAACCCAAACACAAUCCCAAAAACCCAACUCAAUUUCUGGUCUGUAAAACCUUUUCUUCAUCCCAUUCACUCAUUUCGGACCCCCAAAACUCCGCCAACGAAGACAGCACCCUUAUUUUCCACCAACACAGUCGAUGAAGAUCAGAAACGAAACGAACAAUCUGUGAGCAUCGACGCUCUUCGCCGCUUCAUCAACCUCAAUUUGGGCCACUGGACUGGUUCCUUCCACCAAUUCGAUGCUCACGGGAAUUUGAUGCAUAAAGUGAGCACAAAACUUGCAGCUAGUUCUUAUGGUGAAGAUGAACUCCUCAGUUUAAUUCAAACCUUAUACAUCAAGCAACCCUCAUCAGGCACUUCAACUUCUGGAUAUGAUUGCGAGCCUGAAUGGGCAGAGUACAAAAUCAAAGAAACCAACAUGUUUACUGUGGACAAAUAUCAACAGGUUGGACUUUUCCCCAAUGAGAAAGCCUUUGCACUACGGUACCAGACAGCUGGCAUGUUGGAAACCGUGUUGAGGCAAGGGGUACUAGGUGAAGAUGACAUUGGAGAGGAAUCACCAAAAAACCUGAAGCUUCCCUCUCGUCAGCCUUCUAUUGUAUGUGAGAAUUGCCUUUAUUCACUCGAGAAAGAUAUGCGAGCAAGAGCAUUUCAUAUCAUGGAUCCAAAAGGCGUUUUAGAAAUGCUUCUUAUCUUCCUUGAAGAAAGAGGUGGUGCAGUGCUUAUUCCUCCUUCCCUUGACAAUUCUAAGAAUACGGACAGGAUUAUGCCGUUUCUUGGCAAAUGGAAAGGCCAUUCUAUAACUACUCGCAGUGGUAUUUAUGGAUCUACAAUUGCUGAAGCUGAUACAAUUUCUAUCCUUGGAAUUGACAACAUGGGUCAGCUAUUUCAGGAUAUAACUUCCACAUCCAGUGGAGGUGAUGUUACCACUAACGUGCAAUGGACGGGUACCAUGUCUGACAACUUGGUUACAAUUGAUGGCGGUUUCCAAAUAAUCUUAUUACCUGGGGGCAUGUACAUGGGAUGCCCGUGUGAUGUGGCCAAGUGUGUGGCAGAAUCCAAGUCCUUCCAUUUGGAGUUCUGUUGGCUUGAGUCACCUGGCAAGAGGCAGAGGCUGGUCCGCACUUAUGAUGUGGAGGGCUUAGCCGUGUCAUCAACAUACUUUUCUGAGACCAAACUCUGACUAUGCCAAUGCCACAUUGAUUAAAAAUUUCAACUCGCAAAAGUUGUGUCUUUUAGCAGUUGAAUACAGAAACUCGUCGGAGUGAUGUCCGUUGCUUCGAGCUAACCUAACGGCGCCCCCUAUUAUGGUCCAUCGCCGAUUGCACCUUGCGAAGGAGGAAAAGAAAGAAAACGAAGCAGCAGCAGCUGGAAGUCUCAUGAUUGAUUAUGUGUAUAAUUGUGGUAUGCAUAUGCUAAUCACUAUUGCAGAAGUAUGUAGUUUCAUGUUCUAUUGGGCAA
This is a messenger RNA of Cornus florida, 1583 nucleotides long. RefSeq lists its product as uncharacterized. Gene Ontology annotation, biological process: chloroplast fission. The coding region runs from base 79 to 1305 and encodes 408 amino acids. The transcript is spliced from 8 exons. The record is from RefSeq and is a predicted model, not a curated record. Lineage: Eukaryota; Viridiplantae; Streptophyta; Magnoliopsida; Cornales; Cornaceae.